Molecule: messenger RNA, 2521 nt
Organism: Notolabrus celidotus (New Zealand spotty)
Lineage: Eukaryota; Metazoa; Chordata; Actinopteri; Labriformes; Labridae
Gene: mgat1a
Product: alpha-1,3-mannosyl-glycoprotein 2-beta-N-acetylglucosaminyltransferase a
Biological process (GO): protein N-linked glycosylation
Cellular component (GO): Golgi apparatus
Molecular function (GO): alpha-1,3-mannosylglycoprotein 2-beta-N-acetylglucosaminyltransferase activity
Source: RefSeq, a predicted model, not a curated record
UUCCGGUGUCUACGCUCUACCCAGGAAGUCGUCGUGUUACUUUUUUCCUCCUCCUCUUCCAGUCUUGCGAGAAACCAGACAACUAAGGGGCGUUAAGUUGCCUUUAUACCCGUGAAACUAGUAGGACAGCAGGUAUACUCCGGAUGUGUCAGGCUUCACGACUCCUUUCCUUUAACUUCCACGGUUGUCAUCGAAGACACGGAGGAGAAAUGGCUACAAGUCGGAGAAGUCCUCACACUGUCAGGAUGGAAGACUGCAGUGAAAGUUGAGGAUCUACCUGAAUCACAACUUUGCUCCAAGAUGCAUCGUGUCCCCGGUCAUAAUUUAACCACGUCUGCCUUCAGUGACACUGUAUUGUGCCCUUCUAACUUUUAUAACCGCACAACUGUAAGGUGUGGCUACAGAUCUCGAAGUAUGUACUUGUGAUGAUACACAGGCUGCCCUUCCCAUAUCCCAUUCCUAUUGUCUGUGAAAAGGACACCUCUUUCUAUUCAGAUCCUGUCCCCCUGAUCCAUCCUCCCUCCCUUUAAGUUUCUGGGCCAUGCUCCGCAAGAGAGGGUCUGUCAUUAUUUGUGGUACCUUCCUGUUUAUUACCUGGAAUGCCAUACUUGUGCUCCUGCUGUGGGGCAGACCCCCAACUGGGCAGCCAGACGAGUCUGGCAGAGAUCAGAGAGAGGUGGCUGAAAGGCCUACCAAUGAUGUGGUGGGAGAUGUGCUCCGAAUGGCAGACACGUUUGAAGCCGAGCUCGAAUUGCAGAAAAAUAUCCUGCUGCAGAUCCAGAAUCACCAGUCACUGUGGGACUUGUCAAACAAAGACAGACCAAAGGUCGUAUCCCCCAGUCAGCCUAUCAUUCCUAUCCUGGUUAUUGCCUGUAACAGGGUCACCGUGAGGCGCUGCUUGGACAAGCUCCUGGAGUACCGUCCUUCAGCAGAGCUUCACCCAAUCCUUGUCAGUCAGGACUGUGGACACGCUGAGACUGCUGAGGUGAUUCGAUCUUACGGAGAAGUAACUCAUUUGAAACAGCCUGACCUGUCGGAUAUCGCUGUGCAACCAGGGCACAAGAAGUUUCAGGGUUACUACAAAAUCUCCAGGCAUUACCGCUGGGCUCUUAACCAGGUGUUCAAAACCCUCUCCCAUACCUCUGUUGUGAUUGUAGAGGAUGAUCUGGAGGUGGCGCCAGACUUCUUUGAGUACUUCAGAGCCCUGCAGCCAGUGCUGCAAUCUGACCCCAGCCUGUGGUGUAUAUCUGCCUGGAAUGACAAUGGCAGAGAUGGCUACGUGGACCCAGGCAAGGCUAACUUGCUCUACAGGACAGACUUCUUUCCUGGUCUGGGGUGGAUGGUCCUCAAGGAUCUGUGGGAGGAGCUGGAGCCUAAGUGGCCUGCGUCUUUCUGGGACGAUUGGAUGCGUCAGCCAGAGCAGCGCCGCAACCGUGCCUGUAUACGUCCAGAGAUCUCACGAACUUUGACCUUUGGCCGGCAAGGCGUGAGCCUAGGUCAGUUUUAUGACAAGUACCUGCGUUACAUUAAACUGAAUACCGAAUUUGUGCCUUUCACCAAGAUGGACCUGAGUCACUUAAAGGAGGAGGCAUACAUAGGAAAUGUUCAGAAGGAAGUUUACAGUGCUCCUGUGGUUACAUAUGAAGAUGUGAAGCAGGGCCAGCUGAAAGGACAAGGGCCCUACCGCCUUCAAUACUCAAGCAAAGACGCUUUCAAGAUGAUGGCCAAAAACCUGGGAGUUAUGGAUGACUUGAAGUCUGGGGUCCCAAGGGCGGGAUACAGGGGAGUUGUGAGUUUCAUGUCAAGGGGACGGAGAAUCUUCUUAGCCCCUCCCCCUGGAUGGACCAAGUAUGAUACUACCUGGAGCUGAUGAUGCAGAAUAAAGCCAAUGUGUAGUAGCCUUUUGUAAUUGUCAACUUGGGAAAGCAUUCCAGACCAAAGACUGAAAUCCGUAGACUCUCUCUUGAUUGAAUGGUGUGUUCUCUGGUUGAUUGUUCUUGAUAGUACAGUAUGGAUUGUCCCUCUUUAUGGUGUUGGGGCUAUUGCCAAUGCUGCUCAGGUCUUUUUCAUUAUUCCAAAACAUUUCUUACAAUGUAGGAUACUGCCUGAAUGGUUUGUCAGACAAACUGCUGUUAUUCAACAGAGAUCUAUUUUUUAUAAUAUGCUAAUUGUGCACAUGAUGUUCAUCACUGCAUUCAAUGCAAUGACUAAUUUGCCGCUAUUGUUUAAAUUAUUUUAAUUUUCUGGUAGCCUUUGUGAACUGUUCGUGUCCUAUACAACUAUGAAAACAAUCUGUGGUAUGGUUGCUCAUGGCAGUGGUGACUGGUCAUAACUGCAGUAUAAUCAUUUGAUUAUUGGUGUUUUAUGUCUACUAUGAGAAUCAGUUCUUCCUGCUUACAUUGUAAUGUCAAUAGUUUUGUUUAAUGAUUCUUCAAUGGCAGUACUGCUUGCAGGUUUGCUACCUUGCAAGAUAUAAAAUUUGUGUGUUUGUAUAUUUUUGGAAUAAAAACAAUACACAAGA